ACACAGCUAGUAGGAGAGACUAAAACUCCACACAGCAACUGAAGUUUCCCUGUUCAGUUGAAGAUUGCUAUGGUGUAACUGAAGUUGUAUUUCUCCCCCCACCUCCCCACUCCCUUUCAUGUUCAGUCAGAGCAGUAGUGUAGAUUUGAUAGAAAUUGCCAUUCUCCCGUUCCUUGGACUAUCUGAACCUGUAGAGGAUACCACAGCAAUGCUGGACUGCAGCGACUACGUUCUAGACUCAAGAAUGAACAAUCCGUCAGAAACCAGUAAACCAUCGAUGGAGAGUGGGGACGGGAACACAGGCACGCAAACAAACGGCCUGGACUUUCAAAAGCAGCCUGUGCCUGUCGGAGGAGCAAUCUCUACAGCCCAGGCCCAGGCCUUCCUUGGGCACCUUCAUCAGGUCCAGCUCGCUGGAACAAGUUUACAGGCUGCUGCUCAGUCCUUAAAUGUACAGUCUAAAUCUAAUGAAGAAUCUGGGGACUCUCAGCAGCCAAGCCAGCCUUCCCAGCAGCCUUCAGUGCAGGCGGCCAUACCCCAGACCCAGCUCAUGCUGGCCGGAGGACAGAUCACCGGGGUAAGAGUUACCCAGGGAUGCUGCAGUCCCACACAGCUCACGUUGACGCCAGCCCAGCAACAGUUAUUGCUCCAACAGGCGCAGGCCCAGUUGCUGGCGGCUGCAGUGCAGCACUCAGCCAGCCAGCAGCACAGCGCUGCUGGUGCCACCAUCUCGGCCUCUGCUGCGACGCCGAUGACGCAGAUCCCUCUAUCUCAGCCAAUACAGAUUGCACAGGAUUUGCAGCACUUGCAGCAGCUUCAGCAGCAGAAUCUCAACCUGCAACAGUUUGUGUUGGUGCAUCCAACAACCAACUUGCAGCCAGCACAGUUCAUCAUCUCACAAACGCCGCAGGGGCAGCAGGGUCUCCUGCAAGCGCAGAAUCUCUUAACGCAACUACCUCAGCAAAGCCAAGCCAACCUCCUGCAGUCUCAGCCAAGCAUCACCCUUGCCUCGCAGCCAGCAACCCCAACACGCACAAUAGCAGCGACCCCCAUUCAGCCACUUCCACAGAGCCAGUCAACACCAAAGCGAAUCGACACUCCCAGCUUGGAGGAGCCCAGUGACCUUGAGGAGCUUGAGCAGUUUGCCAAGACUUUCAAACAAAGACGGAUCAAACUUGGAUUCACUCAGGGUGAUGUUGGGCUCGCUAUGGGCAAACUCUAUGGAAAUGACUUCAGCCAAACUACCAUCUCUCGCUUUGAAGCCUUGAACCUCAGCUUUAAGAACAUGUGCAAGUUAAAGCCACUUCUGGAAAAGUGGCUCAAUGAUGCAGAAAACCUCUCAUCUGAUUCAACUCUCUCCAGCCCAAGUGCCCUGAAUUCUCCAGGGCAAGGGAUCGAAGGCUUGAACCGUAGGAGGAAGAAACGCACCAGCAUAGAGACCAACAUACGUGUGGCCUUAGAGAAGAGUUUCCUGGAGAACCAAAAGCCUACCUCGGAUGAGAUCGCCAUGAUAGCUGACCAGCUAAACAUGGAGAAGGAGGUGAUCCGCGUUUGGUUCUGUAACCGGCGCCAGAAGGAGAAAAGGAUCAACCCACCCAGCAGUGGUGGAACCAGCAGCUCGCCCAUCAAAGCAAUUUUCCCUUGUCCAACCUCACUGGUGGCAACCACGCCAAGCCUUGUGACUAGCAGUGCAGCUACAACCCUGACUGUCAACCCUGUGCUCCCUCUGGCCAGUCCUGCUGUCACCAGUCUGUCAGUCACAGGCACAACAGAAACCACCUCCAACAACACGGCAACAGUGAUUUCAACAGCACCUCCAGCUUCUUCAGCAGUGACAUCACCCUCCCCGAGCCCUUCCCCUUCUGCCUCAGCCUCCACUUCCGAGGCCUCCAGUGCCAGUGAGACCAGCACAACACAGACAACCUCCACCCCCUUGUCCUCCCCUCUCGGGACCAGCCAGGUGAUGGUAACGGCAUCAGGGUUGCAAACGGCGGCAGCGGCCGCCUUACAAGGAGCUGCACAGUUGCCUGCAAAUGCAAGUCUUGCUGCCAUGGCUGCUGCAGCAGGACUAAACCCAGGCUUGAUGGCAUCCUCGCAGUUUGCAGCUGGAGGUGCCUUACUCAGUCUCAAUCCAGGGACAUUAGGUGGUGCUCUCAGCCCGGCCCUGAUGAGCAACAGUACACUGGCAACUAUUCAAGCUCUUGCAUCCGGUGGCUCUCUUCCAAUAACAUCACUGGAUGCAACUGGAAACUUGGUGUUUGCCAAUGCUGGAGGUACCCCUAACAUCGUCACUGCCCCUCUGUUCCUGAACCCUCAGAACCUUUCUCUGCUCACCAGCAACCCAGUUAGCUUGGUCUCUGCAGCUGCAGCCUCCGCAGGGGCCUCUGGACCAGUCGCCAGCCUUCACGCCACCUCCACCUCAGCCGAGUCCAUCCAGAACUCUCUCCUCACAGUGGCCUCUGCCAGCGGGGCCACGUCCACCACCACUACUGCCUCCAAGGCACAGUGAGCCGGGCUGGGCUCUGCUCCAGCAGCCUGGGUCACUGUGCGCUGGGAUCGGCUGCCAGCCCGGUCGAUGGACUGAAAAUGCCGUGGGCAUCCUCUCACCGUGUUGUUGGGGACAAGAGAGAGAGAAAGAGAGAGAGAGAGAAGGAAAAAUAUUUAAAAAAACAAAACAAAACAAAAAACCAAAAAAAAAAGGAGAAAAAAAAAAAACAAAAGCAAAACAGGAAGGAUUUAAAGCUGGGACAGACAUUUGCCUAAUUUUAUAAUAAACACUGUCUUUUCAGGAUCGCUUCAUGGAUCGGAGAACUUUCUAACCAAAAAUGUAAAAAAAAAAA
Camarhynchus parvulus is the source of this 2840-nucleotide messenger RNA. It is a transcript of the gene POU2F1, whose product is annotated as POU class 2 homeobox 1. The transcript is spliced from 16 exons. The record is from RefSeq and is a predicted model, not a curated record. Gene Ontology annotation, cellular component: nucleus. Gene Ontology annotation, molecular function: DNA-binding transcription factor activity, RNA polymerase II-specific; RNA polymerase II cis-regulatory region sequence-specific DNA binding. Gene Ontology annotation, biological process: regulation of transcription by RNA polymerase II. Lineage: Eukaryota; Metazoa; Chordata; Aves; Passeriformes; Thraupidae. The coding region runs from base 119 to 2509 and encodes 796 amino acids.